CUUACUCCUCCAGGGUCCCACGUCGAGAUCUUAGGCCCCGCCACUCCACUUCGGUAUUCUCGUCCCACUACAGGUCGCAACUUUGCGCUGGUAUUGGAUUGGAUUGGCAUUUAUUUACCUACGCCCGACUCGACCCAAAGCAACAACAAAAACAGGCCUAGCCCGUGAUACGAAAACUUCCUCCAAAUUGUUCUUCACUCUCCUCCACUACGUCUCGAUUAACGAGAGAUCAUGAAAGGCGUCGAGCCGGAUCUUGCCCAGCGCCUUAAGAGAUUGAGACGCGUCAAUAGCUCUGUGUCUUGACCACCGACCAAGCUUUUACACCCAAUUUACUUUUUCCAGCCAUGUCUUAUCAAACGGCUGUUACUACCGAGGCUCAGGCCGGCACAAUUCCACUGCGACAUCCCGAUACCAUGACUGAUCGACCGCCGCCUCCUCCCCCGGUGCCCUCUUCCGAUCCUCAUUUGAUCGCCGACGACCCCUCCGCACCGAAAACCUCUGCCGAUCAUGGCCUCUUCGAGAUGUCACCAGCAGAAGCACUCGCUCUGCUGAGCGCUGGCGUCGAGCUUCUUGUCAGGAUAACGGGCGAUGUACCUCCGACACCACCGCCAAAAUCUCCUACCGUGCCGCACAUGAGUGGCAUGCAAGCCGAGAAGGAGAAUAUUGUGCGAUCAUACUCUGAUAAGAAUCUGGCGAAAUUGAGGAAACAGGCUGAGCUUGAGGCUAAGAGAUUGGCUGCCAAAGAUAAGCCUGAGCCUGUGCAUGACAAUCAACCAGAGUCAGGGAAUAUUGAUGGUGUGCGACUGAAGCCUCACCCAGGUCUCAUGUCGCCGCCACCUCAAUCAGAGCCUUAUGUUGUCGUGGGAGCCGAUUCUCAGCCUGUCAAUUUGCAGCACAGCGCUAUAACACGCAAAUUCUACAGCAAGAAUGAGCCUCCGAUCACUAUCAACCAAUAUCUUCAGCGACUACACCAAUUCUGUCCCAUGAGCACCGCAGUAUACCUCGCGACAUCACUGUAUAUACACCGGUUAGCCGUUGAGGAGCGAGCUAUCCCUGUCACCCGGCGCAACGCACAUCGUUUAGUCCUGGCUGGUCUUAGAGUUGCCAUGAAAGCUCUUGAAGAUCUAUCUUAUCCUCAUGCCAAGAUGGCUAAGGUGGGUGGCGUCAGUGAAGCAGAACUGGCCAGGUUGGAGAUAAGCUUCUGUUUCCUGGUUGGAUUCGAACUAGUUGUUGGUGAGACUCGACUACGGAAACACUACGAGCGACUGAGAGAUCGCACAUCGCAUCACGGCUUCGAUAAUGCUGAUGUUCCUAUAUUAAACCUCAAGCCUCGGUCACGCGGCGGGGUUUAGCCAGCAGCAUAGACAGCUGGCUCACCUACUUACCCUAUUUACCUAUAUUUCACGCAUCAUGGUUUGGGACAUUUGAGAGCACGGAAUCUGCAUGUCAUUUUGUUUUUUAUUUUUGGGGCGCCGUACUUUAUGGUGUUUAGCACGAGCAUUGUACAUGGCUUUUUACCUUGCACAUAGUCUAGGCGUGGCAUUAUGAGAUGAGAGGCAUAUAUGUUGGAGUGCAUCAUGAAUUUAUACCCAGACUUUUCAGCAUA
This is a messenger RNA of Fusarium oxysporum Fo47, 1606 nucleotides long. RefSeq names its product cyclin-domain-containing protein. Bases 345 to 1352 code for a protein of 335 amino acids. Gene Ontology annotation, molecular function: protein kinase binding; cyclin-dependent protein serine/threonine kinase regulator activity. The record is from RefSeq and is a predicted model, not a curated record. Gene Ontology annotation, biological process: regulation of cyclin-dependent protein serine/threonine kinase activity. The transcript has a single exon. Gene Ontology annotation, cellular component: cyclin-dependent protein kinase holoenzyme complex; nucleus. NCBI's taxonomy places the organism in Eukaryota, Fungi, Ascomycota, Sordariomycetes, Hypocreales, Nectriaceae.